AUGGCAGACGAGGACAAUGUCGAUACGUAUGGUGUCAUCAAAGACGGCAUCAGAUAUCAGAUCAUGAAAGAGAAUAACAAACGUACAUCUUUCUCGUCAAAUAACCAGCAGAUUGUGUUCAGGGGCAGGCAAGUUCUUGAAGGCAUCGAGAAAAGUGAGAAGUUGAUGUCCUCUGACUUCCGCCGGCAACAAACAGCGUUGAUAGACAAGUUUGAGAAGCUGCAGAAGAAAAGGGAAACAUUGGGGAUCUUGCAACCAUCUUGGAGUCUGACAGAACGACGCCACAGUGAGCCGAUUGUCCGCGAUGUGCAAAUACAUUCGCCAUUACUACAUCGUUUCCCGCAAACACAACACGGUCUUAAAACUCACGUGAACAUGCAGCAACAGAAUCCAAUAAAUCCUAGAAUCAGUGUGGCCAGACGGCAGUCGGAGGAAACUCGGAAAGAAAUAUUAGCAACCUCCUUGCCCAGGUUAGAAGCCAUUAUGGCUAGCAGCCGUCGGAGAGCAACCAUUGCUGGUAAUGCCUCGCUCUCCGAUUACUUUCCGUCAUCUCAGGAGCUGAACAAAUUGUCGCGUCUUUAUAAACAAACCUCCCGUGUUGAUGAAGAAAGUGAUUAA
Messenger RNA from Candidula unifasciata, 618 nucleotides. The record is from the annotation of a GenBank genome assembly. NCBI's taxonomy places the organism in Eukaryota, Metazoa, Mollusca, Gastropoda, Stylommatophora, Geomitridae.